Messenger RNA from Nematolebias whitei (Rio pearlfish), 4369 nucleotides. It is a transcript of the gene znf532, whose product is annotated as zinc finger protein 532. The record is from RefSeq and is a predicted model, not a curated record. Bases 488 to 4369 code for a protein of 1293 amino acids. Lineage: Eukaryota; Metazoa; Chordata; Actinopteri; Cyprinodontiformes; Rivulidae. The transcript is spliced from 9 exons.
GAAGAUAGCCCGGGCUGCUCCGUGGCGGCUCCUCUCCAUGGCAGAGGUGCUGCUGCGGCUCACUGCUGGCUGAAAGUCGGAGCGGUGAGCUGCACCGCUCACUGACAGGAGACGGGAGAUUUGGGAAGGGCAAGGGGACGUGGCAGGCUGGGAGUGUGCGUGAAUCUGCUGCUGAGAGCCUGCCUGACACAUUCACACACUAACACUCAUACAGGAGCAUUUUCCAUGUGUCCGUUCAUAUGUCUGCUUGUGGUGCACAGAGUGACUGAAGACGAUCCGUGCCAGGACCUGGAUGUAACCUGACCCUGUGUUCUGGGCCUUCGUCUGUUUGGGAAGAUUUUUUUUUUCAUCCAGACAGGGUGGGGUGGAUGGCUGUUUGAGGUUUAGUGACUCUGUUGCAGGAUGGAAUGAAGGAAGGAAAGAAGGCUAGUGGCUGGAGAGGGACGAAGGCGAGAGGUGACCUUCUCAACCGAAGAGGACAAGGAACAUGGGAGACAUGAAGACGCCAGACUUUGAUGACCUACUUGCAGCGUUUAACAUCCCUGACAUGGUGGAUCCUAAAGCUGCCAUUGAAUCUGGUCAUCAAGAUGAACAUAACGAACAACUCAAGCACCCCAUUUCCGAGGAGAUUUCCCCUGAAGAUGAGGACAACAGCUCUUGCAACCCUUACGACACUAGUGUGAGCGUCAUCGUAAAGAACAUUCAAAAUGUGGAGCCAAGUGAACAGGAUAAAAUGGGGUCUGAGAAAGAUAGGGAUUUCAACUCCCAUCUUCAGCCACAUUCUGUUGGUAAUGGACUUCAUAAUGGCUGCUUACCCACAUUACCAACUCAUUCCACCAAAAAUGGAUGGAAAACUCACAGAGAGGAGGGGCUUCUACUUACCCACCAAUCCUCUACUUUCAGUCAGUUCAGCCCAAUAUCUAGCGCUGAAGAGUUUGAUGAUGAAGACAAAAUUGAGGUAGAUGAUUCCAUGGAAAAGCAAAGAGUGGAAACUUUCUUUAGUUCCCAUAAUACAGAGGACCAAAAUCCCAAAUUGUUUGUACUGGACUGUUCAACUCAACCCAAAACAAACAAAGACAACAAACCUGAUCAAAACAGCAGAGAUGGCCUUGUCAAGUGCUCUAACUCCCCUAAACCACCUCCAUCACCUUCACUAGAUGAUAACCUUAACAUAGUUCUAAAAUCUCAAAGUCAAGGCAGCAGAGAUGCUGAUAAAAGGUUAGGGCUUGUUGAUUUGUCCAGUAUUUCCCAAGUCAAAGCCAAAUCUUCGAUGAAACUUUCAUCUUGUAUAGCAGCUAUAGCAGCACUCAGUGCCAAAAAGCUUGAUCCUGAAGAAACGGUUGCGUCUCCUUCUCCCACAUUACAGAUAGAACCUAGUCAGGCCAAAGAGAAUCCCAGAAACUCAGACAGAAUACAGGAACAGGUAUCAGAAUCAGAAUUUGCAACUAAGCUGCCAACAAAAGAACCAGAAAUCCCCUCUGGUGCCACCAGCGAAAGUAGCAGCAAAGAUUCACCUGCUUCAAACACAGACACUGCUCCAGUCAUCCCAAAAGUUCGGAUCAAAACAAUCAAAACCUCGUGUGGACAGAUCAAACGUACCGUCACACGAGUCCUCCCAGAUUUUGAUUCUGAAGGUCUAAAACAAAUAGAAACUAGUACGUGUAUCAUGCUUAGCACCAAUGCAAUUAUCUCCUCACCCACAAAGCCCACGUUCCCAACAACAGUAGUAGCUACCAGCGGGGGGUCAUCAAUUGAAUUAACAAAGCAAAUGACAAUUAAGCCUGUGGCAACAGCUUUUCUGCCAGUCUCAGCAGUCAAGUCCGCUGGUUCGCAAGUUAUCAACCUUAAACUGGCCAACAACACCACAGUCAAAGCAACCGUCAUUCCUGCUGCAUCAGUGCAAAGUGCCAGUAGUGCCAUCUUGAAAGCUGCUAAUGCCAUCCAGCAACAGACUGUCAUGGUGCCUGCGACAAGUCUAGCUAAUGCCAAACUUGUGCCAAAGACAGUCCAUCUUAGCAACCUUAAUCUGCUGCCUCAAACAAUGUCCUCUGCUCCCUGUGAAAUUCAGCAGACCAUGUCUUCCUCCAAACCACCCCAGCACCAACAACCACAAGUCAAACAGACAGUUCUCACCAGCCAAGUCACAAAGAAAGUCACUCGGGUUCAAGUGCUCACCAGCUCCCAAAGCUCAGUGGUGGAUGCAUUCAAUAAAGUCUUGAGUAGCAUGAAUCCUCUACCUGUGUAUGUCCCGAACCUCUCUCCACCAAGGUCAGCCUGUAUCUCUUUACCCUCCCGGGGCUACAAGUGCCUGGAGUGUGGAGAUUCAUUUGCUCUUGAGAAGAGCCUGACACAACACUAUGAGCGCCGCAGUGUAAGAAUUGAGGUCACCUGCAAUCAUUGUGCCAAAAGUCUGGUGUUUUAUAAUAAAUGCAGCCUCUUGUCUCAUGCCCGAGGCCACAAGGACAAAGGGAUGGUCAUGCAGUGCUCACAUUUAAUCCUAAAACCUAUUCCUGCAGAUCAGAUGAUUAGUACAACAAAUUCAGCUACACCACCCACUUUGUCUACCUCUCAAACACAGGCACCUACAGAAAAGAUCCAAGGAAAAGUUACUGAUCACCAAACUGGAGUCAUAUCAUCUCCGUGCAAUGCUCCUCUUGUGGCAGCCAUGCCCCUGGAGGAUGAUUCAUCAAAGCUCUCCCGGCACAGCUUCAAGUGCUCCGAGUGCAACGAAAUGUUCCAGGAUGACAUCUCACUAGCCAUGCACUAUCAGCAAGCAUCAGAAUCCAGUAGCCAGAAAAUGUGCACUAUUUGCCAAAUGCCUCUGCCAAAUCGGUGCAGCUUUCUGUCACACCAGCGAAUCCACCAGCACAAGUCUCCUUAUAUUUGCCCUGAGUGUGGUGCCAGCUGUCGCUCUGUCCACUUCCAGUCGCACGUCACCAAGAACUGCCUGCACUACACCCGCAGAGUCGGCUAUCGCUGCAUCCACUGCAGUGUGAUCUUCGUCGAUGCGGCGACUCUCAAGUCUCACAUCCAAAGCGCCCAUUGUGAAAUCUUCUACAAAUGUCCUCUCUGCCCCAUGGCCUUCAAGUCUGCACCUGGAACACACUCCCAUGCGUACACACAGCAUCCAGGAGUGAAGGCAGCAGAGCCCAAGGUGAUAUAUAAAUGUUCCAUGUGUGAUACCGUGUUCACUCUGCAGUCACUGCUCUGCACGCACUUUGAUCAGCACGUCCUCAGUCACAAAGUUUCAGUGUUUAAAUGCCCCGACUGUUCCACGCACUACGCACAGAAACAGCUGCUGUUGGAUCACAUCAAGACCAUUCAUGGAACCCUGAAGACCGUAGAGGGUCCACCAAACCUGGGUGUCAACCUCCCCCUCAGCACCAAGCCGACUAACUCCAACAGCACCAAGAGUAACAUCCCCCUUAACAACAACAACAAAGAUGGAGGACAUGUCAAUAUUCAAGACAAAGGAGGAAAAAAGCCUUCGCCAUUAAAGACGACCAACAGGAACUGUUCAGCUGACAUGAAGAAGCCCCUCAGCGCAGGAUACACAUGUGGAGAGUGUAAGACCUCCUUCAGCUCCAGGGAGGUCUUUCUGACGCACAUGAGGCAAGAACACGGCAAGAUCCUGAAGAAACACCCAUGCCGCCAGUGCGACAAGUCUUUCAGCUCCUCGCACAGUCUUUGCAGACACAACCGUCUGAAACACAAGGGCCUGCGGAAGGUCUACACCUGCUCUCUCUGUCCAGCUCUGAGUCAGCCCUUCUCUAAGAAAGUGCUGCUGGAUCAGCACAUCCAGCUGAUGCACGGAGUUAAAGGAGGAAAGACUGAGGAUGUGGACGCUGCACCAGACAGGCAGAUGAGCCAAAGCCCCAAAAGGAAGCCAGAUGAAGAAACAGGGUCUCCAACAAUGACCUCUAGGGGCUCAGACUCACAGCCUUUGAAAAGACUCAAGGUGAACGUCCUCAAAAUUCACAAAUGUGCCGUGUGUGGCGUCACUACUGAGGACAUUGCCACUUUUCACAAGCACAUCCCCCAGCACAAGUCCAACGGCUCGUCCUUCCAGUGUCAGGAGUGCGGACUCUGCUACACAUCCCCCCGCUCUCUGGCCAGACACCUGUUCAUCGUCCAUCGGCUGAAGGAGCCACAGGGUCUCGGCAGGUACAGCGGAAGGGGCAAGGAAGACGAGGAGAGUCAAAGAGAAAACCAACUAGAUGUUACAGAUGAGAACAACGACGGGACACCAAACACAAAAUGCAAAGUGUGCGGGAAGGUCUUCGAGACGGAGGGAAACCUGAACACUCACAUGAGGACACAUGGGAUGGCAUUCAUAAAGUCAAAGAGACUGAGCAUCGUGGAGAAGUGA